GCCCACCAGUCAGUUGAUACCUGGCCGUCGUACAGUAAAGACGCGUACCAAGCUUUCAACUCAGCAACGUCAAUCUUUCUCUGGCCUGUAUACUUGGGCAAAGUUUGGUCACCUGUUCCCUGCUAUUCGUAUUCCUGCUUUUGGUGCUCUUUGUUCCCAACUACGUGUAAGCGGUGUUUCUACCAGGAACUUUAGCUGCAAAAGUGCUUUUCUUGUUCGGUUAACGUACUGUGCGUAAGUAGUAAACUAAUUACAGACAUAGUUCAAUGGUUUUCAGCAAUAAUCCUUAUCUAGCUAAAGAUAGACGGUUAUUCCGAAGUGCGCGUAAAAAUAUAAUCGUAUGAAAAUAUGUGCCUGAAGCAGUAAAAUUAUUGUUUGUGAGAUUUCUCCUUUUAAUAUACACAUGAAAACCUAAAACGUUGCACAGAAAGGAAACAUUCAUCAGAAGGCUCCCUUGGAAGAAUUUUAAUUAUUGGUUGCUAAUUAUAGUGCUAAAAGUUGUUGCUUUUUUUGAGUGCUGAACACUUCAACGAGCACUCGGUUUUCACCGUACGCGCAAAAAGAGAAUCAUAGCGAUUGUGUUCGUGAUUUUGGGAUACACAACAAUUGUAAGAAACUGAAACAAGAUGGAAUACAGGAGGAUCUACUCGUUGGCUCAGGUACUCGCGAUACUAUUCACCUGUAUGCAAAUCGCUCGAGCGGCACAAGCGCUUUGGCCGAAUCUAUCCGCAGAGAAGUGCUCCAGCAGUGGGAACUUGAAAUACAUUUCCGGUAACGCAUUGACGGACAGUCCGAAUUGUAUAGGUCCUAACGAUGCUCCUUAUCCAACCAAUGUGGUAGCCCGAACAUUUUCCAGCUGGAAUCCAAGUGGGUCUUCCAGACGAGGUAGAAUGAGUCAACUUCCCACGGUGGAUCCGAAGCUAAUGCAGCGAACAUUGCUGCAAGUGUAUGGGGAUGCCAAUGGAGAGCAAUUGCAGGAAGAUGUGCGCACAAGAUACAGUCGCUCCGUGGAUAGUACACCGCAAUGCCGCAGCGAUACACCGUCCCGGCUGUGCAAAACCCGCUACAACACCACUGCUCCGAUGUACGGCGUGAGUCUCACUUCCGGUCAGCCGGUAACGAUCGUGCAAAAGUUCCCCGAUCUACUGCAGCAGGUCGUCUUCGAAGUAUGCGAAUCGUCCGAAUGCGACGUGGUUCGGGGUGAAUGCACCCAAACAUAUGUUCCGUACCUUUUCCUGGUGAUUCCGCUGGGACCGGUGACGUUGACCGGGCAGGAUUAUGUUCUGGUAGAGAGUGGGUGCGUGUGCAAGCCAAAGUAUGCCGCGGAAAAGCCCCGUGAAUCCGGAGGGAACUUCAUACCCUGAAUGAUGCCACGGGAAAGCAACCGAACUCGGACCAACCCAACUACAAGAGGAUAGAGAUUUGAUUCAGAGCGUUAAUACUGGAGAGGAAACGUGUAAAUUGAAGUGAUGUUAUCUUUACGAUGCGAUGAAUAAAACAAAACAACAUAGACAACGGUUUGAUCAUGUUUGGUGAUCGUGAGCUGAUAGUUUGAAUUCGAAACUAAAGCGAAACAAAAAGCUGAAGCGAGAUGGCUGAGAGGCAAGGCCCAUAGCUUUAUGAUUAUUUAAUUUACUGAUUAAUACUGCAAGUUAGGGCCUAGAAUGCGUAGAUGAAUAACUAUUUAAUGUUUUGUAAAUAUGAAUCCCUUUUUAAUCGAAUAGAACUAAUUAAUACUAGCAAGCAUUUGAACUUCUGAACAAUGGAGUAUUGAAGUAUGCUUAUAAAAAUCGAACAUAUUCCAGGCUUGUUCGGGUUGAAAUUAAAUUCCUACUAUCUUUACUAUCUGUACAUGAGAAAUUUGAAUAUAAUAAAUUAUUUAUUUUUAACUCACAA
Molecule: messenger RNA, 1896 nt
Organism: Wyeomyia smithii (pitcher-plant mosquito)
Lineage: Eukaryota; Metazoa; Arthropoda; Insecta; Diptera; Culicidae
Exons: 4
Coding region: 627-1364 (245 amino acids)
Source: RefSeq, a predicted model, not a curated record